AUGGACUCCAAAGACAAGGAGAGGCAUCGCAGAAGUACGUCUCUCGAUGAUAGCUCUGAUUUCUCGGCAAUUCCGAAAGUUUCAAAUAGACGUUUGGAUAUGAUUGCAUCCAAUAUUCAAGAAACCACGCAGAAAGAUGUGUCGAUACAGCAGACAUCGCCCUCCUUUUCGAGUUUUUUAGGCAAGCGGGAGGCAGACGCAGAGCUGCAAGAGGACGAGCACGAAGAUGAAGAAAUUGAAGAAUUGAACGCACCUUUGCUUCCGACAGCCGACGAAGGGCAGAUACUUGUGCAGUGUGUAGGAUUAGAGCAGUCCUUCGACUCGUGGGACGACUUUCACCGCUCCAUGGACAAAUACUGCGAGACCACGCAUCAGCCUAUGAGACUACGGACGUCUGACUCAGCAAAAGCUGUCAAUUGUCGAGCUGCUAAGCGAAAUAGCAUGAAAGAGCCAAUUGAUGAGAGCGUCGGAUUUGUCAAAAAGCUUUACUUGUGUACGCAUGGAGUGAAGACGAAACCUCGUGGAAAAGGAAAGCGACCUCGACAGCACUAUCGUUACAUGGGAUGUCCUGCUAUGAUUCGCGCUUGUAUCUCGGAACGCAAGCCUGGCGAUUUUCUCGGACAGGGCAAGAGUAAAUAUAUUGUCCGUGUCGUGGCACAAAUUAACAGACACAAUCACCGUUUAAGCGAGCACUUGUUCAAGUCGUACUCAGAGAGUCGUGUAGUGAUUGAUGAUGAAUUAACGCUCCCGAAUUCGCAAAACCGGCUGAAGGAAGAGCACGCUAUCACAGUACCUGCCACUACUUCGGCUGCAUCAAUUGAGCAACCGAUCGAUACCACCUUACACCAAGAUUUAGAAGAUCAGACUUUGAAGACAAACGUUGCAGCGCUUUUUCAAACUUCAGGGCUCGAGCUUAUGUCCGCUAUUCCUCGUGCUAAGAUUCGUCUGGGCUGGAUUGGAACGGGAACUAUGGGUGCUAGUAUGUGCGGACAUUUAAUUAAUCACGGCUAUGAGAUUACUGUUUACAAUCGAACGUUAUCAAAGUGCGAUGGGUUGCGGGAAAUGGGAGCAAGAGUGGCUGGAUCUCCUGCUGAAGUCGCUCAAAAUUCAGAUAUUGUUUUUAUUAUGGUGGGGUAUCCAAGGGAUGUAAAGUCGGUGGUGUUGGACGCAGACUCAGGUUUGCUCUCGCGAAUGAAGACAGGAAGCAUUAUUGUGGACAUGACGACCAGCUCACCUGCCUUAGCGAAAAAAAUCUAUGAUGUGGCUAAACUGAAGGGCGUUCUAACGCUUGAUGCACCUGUUUCCGGAGGGGAUGUCAGCGCUCGUGACGCCACACUAUCUAUAAUGGUGGGUGGCGAUCUCGAAUCCGUCUAUGUCACGAUGCCUUUUCUUAGUAUAAUGGGCAAGUCCGUUCAACAUAUGGGACCCGCUGGCGCAGGGCAACACACAAAAAUGAUGAACCAAAUUCUGAUUGCCACUAGUAUGAUUGGAGUGGUAGAAAGUCUUUUGUACGCAAAAAAAUGUGGUCUUGACAUGGACGAAGCCAUUCGUGCUGUCAGUGCUGGUGUGGCAGGGUCUUGGUCGAUCAGUAAAAUGGGUCCGCGAAUUCUGAAGCGAGACUUUGAUCCGGGUUUUUUCGUAGAGCAUUUCUUAAAGGACAUGGGCAUCGCAUUGAAAGAGGCAGAAAGAAUGGAGUUAUCGCUUCCUGGGCUUUCGCUGGCGCAUCAGCUCUAUGUUGCUGUAAAGGCGCAAGGACACGGUAGAUUGGGAACCCAGGCAUUGAUGCUUGCUUUGGAGCAUCUGAAUGGUAUUUAUUCGGAAAAAGACAACAACGUAGAAGUGGUGUAA
Molecule: messenger RNA, 1848 nt
Organism: Plasmopara halstedii
Lineage: Eukaryota; Oomycota; Peronosporomycetes; Peronosporales; Peronosporaceae
Product: 3-hydroxyisobutyrate dehydrogenase
Exons: 8
Coding region: 1-1848 (615 amino acids)
Molecular function (GO): oxidoreductase activity; NAD binding; NADP binding
Source: RefSeq, a predicted model, not a curated record